This is a messenger RNA of Achroia grisella, 1078 nucleotides long. It is a transcript of the gene mRpL28, whose product is annotated as large ribosomal subunit protein bL28m. The record is from RefSeq and is a predicted model, not a curated record. Bases 146 to 994 code for a protein of 282 amino acids. NCBI's taxonomy places the organism in Eukaryota, Metazoa, Arthropoda, Insecta, Lepidoptera, Pyralidae. Gene Ontology annotation, molecular function: structural constituent of ribosome. Gene Ontology annotation, cellular component: mitochondrial large ribosomal subunit. The transcript has 5 exons.
GUAUGGCAGUCUUAUCUUGCCAAUUAUUCAUUGACGUUGAAUAAAGAUUAUAUUAUUCAUGGUUACACUUUAAAAUUACAUUUCAAGAAUAAAAUUUAUUUGUUAUUGAGUCAGUAGUUUAUCAAAAUCGAUACAAUAUAGUUAAAUGGCUUCAUCUCGUAUUCAGGCAACUGCGCGGCAUUUAUCAAAAACGUAUAAGAGAAAAAGUAGAUUUGAAGUUGGUAUAGCAUCAGAAUUACCUCAGGCUUACAAAAAAUUUUGGCAUGAAUGGAAAGUUCUAAAGCCAGCUGCGGUUCACUUUAUUCCUCAAGAAGGGAAGUGGAAACGGGACGAGCUCACUGGAGAAACAUUACCAAUUCAAAACAUACCUUUACCACUGAAAUAUCCAGCAGAAAUUCAUGAUGGUAUAUGGGGUGGUGAAGCUGUUCUAAAAGGUUUUCAAAAACGUGAUCCAUUACGUCGCCGUGUUCCACAUUACUGGGUGCCAGUCUUGAAGAGAACUGUGGUAAAGUCAGAGGUGCUAAACACCCACCUCUCUGUCACUGUCACUGAUAGGACAAUUAGGUUAAUCCAUGACCAUUAUGGGUUUGAUCAUUACUUGCUCAAAACACCUGCCUGUGACUUAGUGUCCAUGCUUGCUUUGAAAUUAAAAAAGCAAAUACUUACUGAGCUUAUGAAUGGAUGUCCAAGAUAUGCAUAUGAUGAGCAGAAACAGAAAGAAAUUUAUGACGAAUAUAAGACAUACUUGUCAUCUUAUACACCUGAAGAAAUUGAAUGGUAUGGUUUAACCUGGUAUGAGGCUUUAAACAAAAUGGCUAAACAAAAGGAAGCAGCCAAUAAACCAAUUCCUUUAAAAAAUGUCUAUAGAAAGAACCUUGUUGAAAAACUUAAAGCAGCAGGCAUUGAAGGGAACAAGGCCUCUGCUGAUGAAAUAUCAAAUACUACAUCAUGGCUAGCCAAAAUGAAUCCAUUUGGUAAAAAAGAUGAAGCUUAGUAACCAAUGUAGAGACAAAUUAUGUAAAAUUGUUGUUUUAGACUUGAUGUAAUAUUUAAAGUAGAUAGAGGAGUUGUUUCAAUA